UGGGAGCGCGCACAGCGGCACCAUCACGGCCGAAGAAACGGGAUAAACCUGGAAAAGAAACGGAACAAAACAACAGUACCGCAUAGGUACGGUGGAGGGGGGGAAACAAUGAGGUUAACGAAACAAUUGAUUCACUUAAACCGGAUCGCACCGCUUGAUCGCGUUCUCUGAGAAACUCCGAUGUUGCCGUCGCUUGUGUUUUGCGCUUUUUAUCCUUUCUCCUUGCGCGCUGCUGAUACAAAGGCGCUCGGUCUGGAGCAGCAGCAGCAGCAGCAGCUGGGAUUACUGCCAUAUGAAUGGAGAAGAGUGAACGGACCUGCUAACACGGGCAAACACGGAAUGGUAUACACAGACAGUGAGUAAACCGACCAGGAUUAAAACACUUUUUAAUUUUUUUUUUGUCUCUCCAUUGGAGCUAGAUCCCCGUGUCACCCCGCGAGGGAGGAUAGAUGCUGUCAUUGUGUCAAGGCUGAGAUUUGGAGAAAAAGAAAAAAAUCUUUUGAAAGUGUCCCUUUCUGGAAUAAUGCAUGAGAAAGACGAGCUGCAUGAGAUUGCCGCUUUUUAUUCCUUUCCAGGCCUCACACAUUCCCGGCUAUCCUUCUGCCUGAACAGCCGGUUUCUCUGGUUCAGAAUGGGAUGUAUUGUCGCAUCUGCGCAGCCCACGACAAGUGUCACCAAUCACACUGUGUGUUUCUGAACGGGUUACCUGAAGGCCUGAAACACUGUCACUGCUCUCUGACCGCAGGGGGCCAUUGUUGUCGAUAAGGACUCUAAAAAGGACAAAACGGUGCGCCCUUGGCUUCAUUCACCCAGUGUGUGUGUGUGAGCCAGGGUCAGUCACAGAAAUAAAGUAGGCACAAUAUGGUGGAGCCGGUGGGAUUUACCGAGGCGUGGAAAGCACAAUUCCCAGAGUCUGAACCCCCCAAAAUGGAGCUGCGAUCCGUCGGGGGCAUCGAGCAGGAGCUGGAGAAGUGCAAAGCCUCCAUCAGGCGCCUGGAGCAGGAGGUGAACAAGGAGCGCUUCCGCAUGAUCUACCUGCAGACCCUCCUGGCCAAGGAGAGGAAGAGCUAUGACAAGCAGCGGUGGGGCUUCAGGCGGACGCCGCUGAACGAAGGGAUGGACCCUGCGGCCAUACAGGGUGCGGAGUGCCAGUCCCAGCAGCCGCACAUGCAGGAGACCGGUGGAGUUGGAGUAGGAGUCGUCGGUGGAGGGUAUGGUGGCGGCAGUAUGGAGAGGAGCCGUUACCAGCCUCUUGGAGAUGGAGCUGGAAGGUCCAAACCCAGGCCUCCACCGGCCAGGAAGUCGGCCUCCCACGGAGACGGACUGGAGUCGGCCUUCGAGGUGCCGCAGCAGGCUGAGUCGAUGUCUUGCGACAACCUCGAUGGCCUCUCGCCGUCCAAGCAGAGAGGCGGCAUCUCGGCCUCCCCCCGCAGACUCAACCUUCCGCCCCCAGACAAGGAACUGCCCAUUGACCCCAAGGACAAGCUGGGAAUGGGACUUGGCGUGGCGGCCCUUAGGUCCAACUUUGAGAGGAUCAAACGGGCCAACUCUCACUCUGCGGGGGAUGUAGCAAAGGGCCAGGAGAAGCAGCAGCAGCUGCCGCCGCCUCCGCCACCAUUCUACUCUAACAUGGAAUUCCACCACGAGAGGGGUCUGAUCCGGGUCAACGACCGUGAAGUUUCUGACAAGAUCAGCACCCUGGGCAGCCAGGCCAUGCAGAUGGAGCGAAAGAGAUCUCUUCACUCCCUCCCAGGUAACCUUGCAACGGUGGCAGGGGAGCUCCGCGCCAAGCCAGUGUACAGAGGCCGGUCCACUGAGAGCACCUGCGGCUAUGAUGCAGAAUAUGAAGACGGGGAACCCAACCAGCGGCACGCAGGGAGGGCCAAUGGUGGCAAGCCUCCGCCCCCUCCUUGGCAGCCCUCCGAGUUCCAGGCCUACUCCAGUGUCUACGUUGGUGGGGUGAUGAUGGGUGAAGGUGGCGGUGGAGAUGGGAGAGGCGGUGGGGGAAGUGGUAGUGGAGUCACAAUGAGAGACCUCGGGGGAGGUGAUGACCACCUCCUGACCUGGCCACGCCGGUCCUACUCCCCGGGGAGCUUUGAGGAUGUCGGCGGAGGCGGCGGCUACACGCCGGACUGCAGCUCCAACGAGAACCUGACGUCUAGCGAGGAGGACUUCUCCUCGGGACAGUCCAGCCACGUCUCGCCCAGUCCCACCACGGCCUUCCGCCGGCCCUUCAGAGAGAAGAGCCGCUCGCCGUCCCAGAACUCCCAGAACUCCCAGCACUCCUUCGACAGCAGCAGCCCUCCGACGCCGCAGUCCCAGAAGCGUCAGCACCGGCAGCAGGGAGGCCACGUGGUCAUGUCUGAAGCCACUAUUGUGAGCGUUCGCAAGACCGGUCAAAUCUGGCCACCUGGUGCCCAUCAUGAGCUCGUGCCGCAUGGUAGAACAUCCCAUGACAACAGUUUCCAUGGAGACCACCUAGAUGGUCAUUUCACGGGGACGCCUCCCACGUACGGUUACGAUGCAGACCGCGCAGAGGAGCAGCGGAGGCACCACGACAUCCUGCCGUACAUCGACGACUCGCCGUCAUCUUCUCCGCACCUCAGCUCCAAGAGCCGCAGCAGUCGGGACACCCUCUCCUCCGGAUCGUUAGAAUCCUCCAAGUCGACUGAAUGUGACCUGGAAAAAGGUUUGGAGAUGAGAAAGUGGGUCCUCUCUGGGAUCCUGGCCACCGAGGAAACAUACCUCAGUCACCUGGAGGCCCUGCUGCUGCCCAUGAAGCCCCUGAAGGCCGCUGCUACAACUUCGCAGCCUGUGCUCACAGUGGCCCAGAUAGAAACGAUCUUCUUCAAAGUGCCUGAGCUCUACGAGAUCCACAGGGAGUUCUACGACGGACUUUUUCCUCGCGUUCAGCAGUGGGGCCACCACCAGAGAGUCGGAGACCUCUUCCAGAAACUGGCCAGCCAGCUUGGAGUCUACCGAGCGUUUGUGGACAACUACGAGCUGGCUGUGGAGACCGCGGAGAAGUGCUGCCAGGCUAACACACAGUUUGCUGAAAUCUCUGAGAACCUGAAGGUGAGGAGCCCAAAGGACUCGAAGGACCAGACAGCCAAGAACUCUCUAGAAGCGUUGCUGUAUAAACCAGUGGACCGAGUGACCCGCAGCACAUUGGUACUUCACGACUUGCUCAAACACACGCCCACCAGCCACCCGGACCACCCGCUUCUGCAGGACGCCUUGCGGAUCUCCCAGAACUUCCUGUCCAGCAUCAAUGAGGAGACGACGCCCCGACGCCAGUCUAUGACUGUCAAGAAGGGAGAGAGCCGUCAGCUUCUGAGGGACAGUUUCAUGGUGGAGCUGGUGGAGGGCGCCAGGAAGUUGCGGCAUGUCUUCCUCUUCACUGAUCUGCUGCUCUGCGCCAAGCUGAAGAAACAGAUCGGAGGUAAAAACCAGCAGUAUGACAGUAAGUGGUACAUUCCCCUGACUGAGCUGACCUUCCAGGGCCCCGAGGAGACCGAGCCCCUUACCAUCCCCCAGGUCCCCGACGAAGAGCUUGACGCCAUGAAGGUCAAGAUCUCACACCUCCGCAGUGAGAUUCAGAGAGAGAAGAGAGGCAACAAGGGUUCAAAAGUCAUUGACCGUCUGAGGAAGAAGCUGUCUGAACAGGAGUCUCUGCUCCUGUUGACGUCUCCGAGCCUGCCCAUCAGGGUCUACAACAAGAACGGCAAGGGUUACAGUUUCCUGAUUUCGUCUGACUAUGAACGUGCAGAGUGGAGGGAGAUAAUGAAGGAACAGCAGAAGAAAUGUUUGAAAACUUCCUCCUUGACUUCCAUGGAGCUGCAAAUGUUGACCAACUCCUGUGUCAAACUGCAGACUGUCCACCACAUUCCACUUAGCAUCAACAAAGAAGAGGAUGAAUCCCCCGGUCUCCACGGGUUCCUGAAUGUAAUCGUUCACUCUGCCUCCGGCCUCAAACAGAGCUUGAAUCUCUACUGCACAUUGGAGGUGGAUUCAUUUGGCUUCUUUUCAAGUAAAGCCAAGACGAGAGUGUAUCGAUACACUACUGAACCCAAAUGGAACGAGGAGUUUGAGAUUGAGCUGGAGGGCUCUCAGACCCUGAGGCUGCUCUGCUAUGAGAAGUGCUACAACAAGACCAAGCCGAACAAAGAUGAUGGAGAGAGCGCAGACCGCAUCAUGGGGAAGGGACAGAUCCCGCUUGACCCUCCGACUCUCCAAGGCAAAGACUGGCAGAGGACAGUUAUUCCCAUGAAUGGGAUCGAGGUUAAACUUUCCAUGAAGUUCACCAGCCGAGAGUUCAGCCUGAAGAGGAUGCCCUCACGGAAACCCAUGGGUGUGUUUGGUGUCAAGAUCACCACAGUGACCAGGAGAGAGCGCUCCAAGGUGCCCUACAUUGUCCGGCAGUGCCUAGAGGAAAUUGAAAGGAGGGGUAUGGAGGAGGUGGGCAUCUACAGAGUAUCGGGAGUGGCCACUGACAUUCAGGCCUUGAAGACCGCCUUUGACACCAAUCAUAAAGACGUGUCGGUGAUGAUGAGUGAGAUGGACGUCAAUGCCAUCGCUGGGACCUUGAAGCUGUACUUCAGAGAGCUUCCAGAACCGCUCUUUACUGAUGACCUCUACCCCAAUUUUGCAGGCGGCAUCACCCUGUCUGAUAGUGUUGCCAAAGAGAGCUGUAUGUUGAACUUACUGCUGUCACUGCCCGAGCCCAACCUGGUCACAUUCCUUUUCCUCUUGGAUCACAUGAAGAGGGUGGCGGAGAAGGAAAGCAUCAACAAGAUGUCGCUCCACAACCUGGCGACGGUGUUUGGGCCGACCUUGCUGAGGCCUUCCGAGAAGGACAGCAAGAUCCCCGUUAACCCCACGCAACCCAUCAGUAUGGGGGACAGCUGGUCCCUGGAAGUCAUGGCGCAGGUCCAAGUGUUGCUGUAUUUCCUCCAGCUUGAGACGAUCCCCACCCCGGACAGUAAACGACAGAGCAUCCUCUUCUCCACCGAAGUAUAGAGCUAACAUUGACUCUGCCUGAACCUGAGACUUUGACAAUGAAGGAGUGAAAUUGAGAAGGACCGUGGCUCAAAGUGAGCCUGUAGUAGUAUGCUUUUGAAUUAACUGAUCAGAUUGCAUUUGGCUCUCGCAGCUGGAAAGGAUUGUCUCUGACGUUGCCUGCCUCCCUCAAACACAGGAGGGCGCCACUGGUCUUCGAAGCUCAGAGGAUGCGAGGUCCUUGCGGUUCAUAUCUCCCGUUACCUGAUAUUUAAUAUGAUUCCCUCUACCUUCAGUGAUGAUGUGGAAGCGUCUGCCCUCUACAUUUCUUCACCGUGCUCUUUGCUGGUCCUUUACAGCUUGUUGACGGUUGUGGUUCGUACAGCAAGAAGUUGUCAAAAUCAGUCCAUAAUAGAACGGAAUACGUCUUUCUUGACAACAGAUCAGAAAUUCCAUGUACCUUUUUGUUUGGGCAUUAUCCUCUAUCUUUGUUUAUUUUGGAUAAUCAUCAGCUCUCAAGACAAAAUAUGUUGAUCCAUCUCAAACAUUGCAUCAUGUCCUGCUGCAUGACCUUACAAAACCUCAGCACAUUGUUACAGAGAAGACACGAGGAAACAUUUGUGCUGUUUGUAGGAGUUUAAAAAUGAAGAUCCAGAGCUGCCACAGUACUGGCUUUUCUUCUUUGUGUAAGGAAGCCAACACCUGUGUGCUGAAGUGUUUACAACGUAAACAAACCCCUAAACGCUGCAGCUUAAAAAAGGGACUGUAAGACAUUUUAAACAUUAGUAAUACACUGCAAUCUGACUGCCUGCGUUUUUUAAGACCAUAAAAGCAAAUUUCCUGUUAUUGUGUUGUUUGUGUCUCAAGGUAGUCUUCAGCUUGAAUAUAGGAAGCAAUAUAUUUUCUAACAUAGGAUGUCUGUGUUCGCACCUUUGCAGACGGAAUGUCCUUGUUAUUGUAACAUAGAACAUCUUGCCAAAUUAAUAUGUUGUUCAUUUGUUUCUAGGAGAAAAGGAAGCAGUUGUAUUUACAGAUACAGUAUGUACAUAAUCUUAAAGUUGUAUUUUUUUCUUUCUUUUUGUUAUACAGUAUAAUCAUUGUUGCUAUUAUUGUAAUUUAUUUUGGGGGGGGGGCUUGGGGGGAGAAAUUGGUUCGUUUUUUUCUAUGUGAACGUUAUUUUUUCUGUUUGAUUAAGAAGGUGGUAGGUCUUAGCCUUGACUUCAAGUCCUGCAGUAAAUAAGCAGGAUUUAGCCUUGUUCUUAUAGAAUUUACUCAGCUGUUCUGUCCAGCCUAUCGAUUAUUCAUUUAGAUAUUAUUAUUAUAAAGGUAACACACACAUUGUAGUUACAUUACUGUAUGCUGCUGUGGAAAAGGCACAAGCUCUUUAACUGCUGGGUGUUCCUCAGCAGAGCGUCUCACAUCCAGAGGCCUGUCUAGUGUAGACAUUAUGCAAUGUCAUAAUAGAGCACACACACACACACACACACGCAUAUGACAUUGUCUCUUUUUUUGUACCAUUUAAUCUGUGGCUGCAGAAGUGCACUCAUGCGAUGUUAGAACUACUGUAUUACAUUUCAAGUAACCUGAGAGCACUCUGCAUUCAUGCCCAUUGAAGAGCAUAUCUGUUGGUUAUAAUGAAGGAAUAUUAUUUUGUUUCAUCUUCUCCUGACGUCUUUUUUUAUUUAUCUCAUGCAUAUGUUCUCUAACUGUUCUUCAUCCCGUUAAGCCUGAAGGUGUCCAACUCAAUGGCCAAUUUAAAGCAAAACUAUUAAGACAUUUUGUUGAUUCUAAAAUGAUGCAUUUCUCAUUUUGAAUUUCCGUGUCCUUGAUUUAACAUGCAGGCAUGUUUUAUUGUUGUUUUUUUUCAUUUUGGUCUUGUUAUUGCUGUCUUGUUCACACAUGUGUUAUCAUAGACUUUGGGAUUUUGGUAACCCGUGAGUAUCUUGGUUUACAUUAUUACAGCAUGUCCUUUUCUGGCCAAUUUAAAGAACACGUUCACAGAGUAAAGAGUAAACAUCACUGUUGGUUUUCCACAUAUAUAUUAGGCAUAAAAAUAUAACCAAUUGACCAGUUUAAUGGAUCUGAUAAGGGCUCGUGUGUGGUUGUGUCCAUGUUUAAGAUAACGCAGGGAGCGGCGUAUAUGAGAAAAUGUUAUUCGUAACACAUUUAAACUUUAAGGAGUCUUUCCUCUUGGAUCCAUAUCAGCUCUCUUGAUGUUAAGUCAUUUACACUCAAAUGCACAUAAUAAUAUAGACUAAACCAUCAUUAUUCUAUCAACCCCAGAAAUAUCAGUUGAGAUUUUUUCUCCAUGACUUUUUAUGUGCUUUCACUAAUUUUGGCCUAUUGUAGCAUGCAAACAAUGUUUCAUCAUCUAACAUGUUAUGAUGUGAGACAGAGAAUGAAUCCACCAUACAUUCAUUCAUUCACCUUUAUAACAAGUCCCGAUUGCCUACACUAUUUUACCCGAUCGUGCCUCGACACUUUCUUUUGUUUUUGGUUUCGCGCCUGUGGUUUUCUGAAACGUUGUUCAGUCUCCUGUUGCCUUUGCUGAGGACAGCCACACACCUCUCAUCUCUUAAAGACUAAGACAGGACCUUAACCUUAAGCAUGGUCUUAGCUCACACAUGCCCGCUCUACUUGCCACCUUCAUCUGACUGUGAUGAUGUAAUUGAAAAUGUUUUAAAGUCAGUCUUAAUUGGGCAAAGGACAGACUUUCUUGCCCUUCUCCUUGUUUGGCUCUUAACAUUUCCUCUCCUUUAAUGCCUUUUAUUCUUAUUUAUUUGUGCUUUGUCCCUGUUCGGUAUAAGAAGGUCUACUGGAUCUAUUUAUUUAUGAUAUAAUAUCAUCUGAAGAUAAAUUAAUGUUAGAAAAAUAUGGUCUUUGUAUGGUGUGCUUUCUUUGGGGAAAUGUAAGUCUUACGUUACAGUCUGUUUAUUGAACAUCCUGUUAAAGUUACAACUGUUUGUCACUAUCUUGUUCAAGAAUCACAACCACUGUGUACAACUGCAAACACCUUUGAACUCCCCAAACUCCUGCAGCGUCGGCUCAUCUCCGUAGUUAGAUAGUGUUGUACAACAGACUGGCCACUGUGAUUGUUUAGCUAUCUGAUCUAGAUAACUGAAUGGCAGAUGCCGGUUCCUGUCAAUUUAAAAGGUAGAUUCCGUGAGUUCGCGCAACUCAAACUUCUCUCAUUUUCCAUGGAGUUGUAUAAUAUGUAUUAUACUAGAGAGUACAUUAUUUGGUUUCCGUUUUAUUUAUUGUGGUCGUCCACUGACGCAUUGUCGUCAAAGGGUUGAGCCGGUACGCCUCUAGUCUCUUUGAAAAGCCAAGCUGUCAGUACGUGGUAGAGGACAAGAGUCGUAUAUAUUGCUCUAAAAUCUGCAUUGUUUUUUGGUCUGUUGAUUGUCAGUGUAACUGCAUGUACCCUCCAUAACCUCAGUUCCUCUGUACAUGAAAACGUAAAUACAGUAGAAAAGGUUACAUUUUUCUGUGGAAUAGCCUGAAGAUAUGGAACAUAUUGCUCUAUAUGAAAGUUACGAAUCUCGUCCAUUUAUUGUACAUGACCCUGGUAAUUAUCACAUGUCCAUGCUGUAGUUAAAACUAUCAAAUAACCCUCUACUGCCACUUCUACGACAUCCAACUGACUAAAUUUGACUACUUUAACCUUUGGAAACAUGAUAGUUUUGUUUCGACGCUUAACGCAUAAAGCUGAGGAUGAGACUUGCUGACCAACCACUUUUUACCUUCCUCAAUUUUUUGAACUCUUGUUCCUGUUCAAUAUUAAAUGUUCUGCUUGUAGAACUGUAAAAAGGAAUACCGUAUUCUGAGGGCAAACAUGUUCGGAAGGCAUUUGCAGCCUGUUUGUACACAAAAAUGUUAAAUAAAAUCUCCUUGUAACUACAUA
Molecule: messenger RNA, 8902 nt
Organism: Anarrhichthys ocellatus (wolf-eel)
Lineage: Eukaryota; Metazoa; Chordata; Actinopteri; Perciformes; Anarhichadidae
Gene: bcr
Product: BCR activator of RhoGEF and GTPase
Exons: 23
Coding region: 862-5019 (1385 amino acids)
Biological process (GO): intracellular signal transduction; protein phosphorylation; positive regulation of GTPase activity
Cellular component (GO): membrane
Molecular function (GO): guanyl-nucleotide exchange factor activity; protein serine/threonine kinase activity; GTPase activator activity
Source: RefSeq, a predicted model, not a curated record